This is a messenger RNA of Colletotrichum spaethianum, 1713 nucleotides long. Its product is annotated as branchpoint-bridging protein. Gene Ontology annotation, cellular component: nucleus. The record is from RefSeq and is a predicted model, not a curated record. Lineage: Eukaryota; Fungi; Ascomycota; Sordariomycetes; Glomerellales; Glomerellaceae. Gene Ontology annotation, biological process: regulation of mRNA splicing, via spliceosome. The transcript is spliced from 6 exons. Gene Ontology annotation, molecular function: zinc ion binding; mRNA binding. Bases 1 to 1713 code for a protein of 570 amino acids.
AUGUCGUGGAGAAACCAGGGAAUCACGGGUUCCAACAACAUCCCGUUGGGAAAGCGCCGUUUUGGCGGCGAGGAUGAGGAGUACCCCGAAGCUUCUCCCCCAAGCAAUGGCAACGGCAAUGGCGAGUUGAAGCGCGGUCGUAGCCCCGAGCCUCGUACCGAUGCCGAUGGCCCUCGUCGCAGAAAGAAGCGAAACCGUUGGGGCGACGCGUCGGAGAACAAGGCUGCGGGAUUGAUGGGCUUGACGACCGCCAUCACGGCCAACAUGACCGGCGAGCAGUUGGAGGCCUACACCCUCCAUCUCCGCAUCACAGAAAUCAGCCAGAAGCUCCGUAUUGACGACGUCGUCCCCGCGGAUGGAGACAGAUCCCCCUCUCCUCCUCCGCAGUACGACAACCAUGGUCGUCGAAUCAACACUCGCGAAUACCGCUACCGCAAGCGCCUCGAAGACGAGCGCCACAAGCUCAUCGAAAAGGCCAUGAAGACCAUCCCUAACUACCACCCGCCACAGGACUACCGCAGGCCCACCAAGACCCAGGAGAAGGUCUACGUGCCUGUUAACGAUUAUCCAGAGAUUAACUUCAUCGGCUUGCUUAUCGGACCUCGUGGCAACACUCUGAAGAAGAUGGAGGGAGAAUCCGGUGCCAAGAUCGCCAUUCGUGGCAAGGGCUCCGUCAAGGAGGGAAAGGGGCGGUCGGACGCAGCUCACGCCAGCAACCAGGAGGAAGACCUUCACUGCCUCAUCAUGGCGGAGACGGAAGAGAAGGUCAACAAGGCCAAGAAGCUCAUCCACAAUAUCAUUGAGACGGCUGCUUCCAUCCCCGAAGGCCAGAACGAGCUCAAGCGCAACCAGCUCCGUGAACUUGCUGCUCUCAACGGUACUCUCCGUGAUGACGAGAACCAGGCCUGUCAGAACUGUGGUCAGAUUGGCCAUCGCAAGUACGACUGUCCCGAGCGACAAAACUACACUGCCAGCAUCAUCUGCCGUGUCUGUGGCAACGCUGGACAUAUGGCCAGGGAUUGUCCCGACCGACAGAAGGGUGCCAGCUGGCGCAACGACGGUGCCGGCAGUGGCAGAGGUCCCGCUGGCCGCCUUGGAAGCGGAGACGCCGUCGACCGCGAGUACGAGCAACUUAUGCAAGAACUCGGUGGUGGUUCUUCCAGUGGCGCUGCCCCCGCACGCAUCGAAGCCGGUCCUGGUUCCUACAACAACGGUCCCGGCGGUAGCAGCGGUGGUGACGCGAAGCCCUGGCAGCGUGGCCCUACUGGUGGUCCGGCCCCCUGGCGCAGUCGUAACAACGACUCGCGCGAUGACCGUGACCGCGAUGGUGGCGGCGGCGGUGGUGGUGCCGCGCCCUGGGCUCGCGACCGCAACCGCCGUGAUGACCACGCUGGUGGUGACAGCUACUAUGGUGGUGGCGGCGGUGGCCAAGGCUAUGGUGGCCAGGCAGCUGCUCCCGCCGCUCCGGGUGCCGCUCCUUGGCAUCAACCUCCCGGAACCCAGAACGGCUACGCUGCCUACGGUGGCUACCCCGGAUACGGUGCUCCCCCGGCAUGGCCGCACCUCCCCCAAGCAUGCCCCCUCCUCCGCCCGGUGGUCCUGGUCUCGGAGCUCCUCCGGGCCUGGCUGGUGGUAUUAACGCACUCAUCCAGCAAUACGCCGGCGGCGCCCCCCGCCGCCUCCCUCGGACAACGCGCCUCCUCCUCCUCCUAG